AUGCUCCUGAAUGAACCUCCAACCAAUAAAUCAAGAAUUAUAACAGCGCUUCUAAAUGAAACCCCAACUAAUGAAUCUGACGCUGAAACUGCAAUCCAAGAUGAAACUCGUAGUGAAUCAAGUGCCGAAACUACAGCCCAAAACAAACCUCUAGCUGAUGAAUCGAAUGCCGAAACUACAGCCAGAACAAUCGCUACAAGAGUGAAAAGCGCCAUACUUUAG
Racocetra fulgida is the source of this 222-nucleotide messenger RNA. The record is from the annotation of a GenBank genome assembly. Lineage: Eukaryota; Fungi; Glomeromycota; Glomeromycetes; Diversisporales; Gigasporaceae.